Messenger RNA from Fusarium graminearum PH-1, 1660 nucleotides. Its product is annotated as NADH dehydrogenase flavoprotein 1. Gene Ontology annotation, molecular function: FMN binding; NADH dehydrogenase (ubiquinone) activity; 4 iron, 4 sulfur cluster binding. The record is from RefSeq and is a predicted model, not a curated record. NCBI's taxonomy places the organism in Eukaryota, Fungi, Ascomycota, Sordariomycetes, Hypocreales, Nectriaceae. Bases 35 to 1495 code for a protein of 486 amino acids. The transcript is spliced from 3 exons.
CUCCAAACCCGCCACCCGACAACGAUCGAGCACAAUGCUGUCCACGAGAACGGCGCCCAAGAAGGUCGUCGGCCUCUCACGGACCGCCGUGAGGGGUCUGGCUACUGUCCAGGAUGGUGCCCCGAAGCGAACAUACGGAGGUCUACGAGACCAAGAUCGCAUUUUCCAGAACCUCUACAACCGAUACCCCGUCGACCUCAAGAGCGCCAGGAAGAUGGGCGACUGGCACAAGACCAAGGAGAUCAUCCUCAAGGGUCACGAUUGGAUCAUCAGCGAGGUCAAGGCCUCAGGUCUCCGAGGACGAGGUGGUGCUGGUUUCCCCUCGGGUCUUAAGUGGUCGUUCAUGAACUUCAAGGAUUGGGAUAAGGACAACAAGCCCCGUUACCUCGUCAUCAACGCCGAUGAGGGUGAGCCCGGAACCUGCAAGGACCGUGAGAUCAUGCGAAAGGACCCACACAAGCUCAUCGAAGGAUGUCUUAUCUCUGGCCGAGCCAUGAACGCGACUGCUGCCUACAUCUAUAUCCGUGGUGAAUUCGUCGAGGAGGCUGCUGUCCUCCAGCGAGCCAUCAACGAGGCCUACGCCGCUGGUCUGAUCGGAAAGAACGCCUGUGAAUCCGGAUACGACUUCGACGUUUACCUGCACCGAGGUGCCGGAGCCUACGUCUGCGGUGAGGAGACUUCUCUUAUUGAGUCCCUCGAGGGCAAGCCCGGAAAGCCUCGUCUUAAGCCUCCGUUCCCCGCUGCCGUCGGUCUUUUCGGAUGCCCUUCAACUGUCACCAACGUCGAGACUGUUGCCGUUGCCCCUACUAUCUGCCGACGAGGAGGAAGCUGGUUCGCUGGUUUCGGCCGUGAGCGAAACCAGGGCACCAAGCUCUUCUGUAUCUCUGGCCACGUCAACAACCCUUGUACCGUUGAGGAGGAGAUGUCAAUUCCCAUGCGUGAGCUGAUCGACAAGCACUGUGGUGGUGUUCGAGGUGGAUGGGACAACCUUUUGGCUGUCAUCCCCGGUGGUUCUUCCACCCCCGUUCUCCCCAAGAGCGUCUGUGACGACCAGCUGAUGGACUUUGAUGCCCUCAAGGACAGCCAGUCUGGUCUCGGUACGGCCGCUGUUAUCGUUAUGGAUAAGAGCACCGAUAUUGUCCGAGCUAUCAGCCGUCUCAGCCACUUCUACCGCCACGAGAGUUGCGGCCAGUGCACACCUUGCCGAGAGGGUAGCAAGUGGACGGAGCAGAUGAUGAAGCGAUUUGAGAAGGGUCAGGCCCGUGAGCGUGAGAUUGACAUGCUUCAGGAGCUCACCAAGCAGGUUGAGGGCCACACUAUUUGCGCUCUGGGUGAGGCUUUCGCCUGGCCUAUUCAGGGUCUUAUCCGACAUUUCCGACCUGAGCUUGAGGCUCGUAUGCAAAAGUUCGCUCAGGAGAACGGUGGUGAGGCCCUUGCUGGCGGAUGGAACCACAAUGCCAAGUCUCAAGGCAAGCUCGUGUCUCCUGGUCAAUAAUUGGUGACUUGGGUAGCAAAUGGUCAUAUAUGGAGAAGGGAUGAAGAUUGAUGUGUAUCGCAUCGUUACUUGUGCAUAACUACGACUAUUAGGUAGAUGCCCUGUGUUAUAUUUACUUAUUGUUCAAUGGGAGUCCGAGUUGGUUAAGUAAACUCUUUGAGUCUG